Sitophilus oryzae (rice weevil) is the source of this 1874-nucleotide messenger RNA. RefSeq names its product trichoplein keratin filament-binding protein. The transcript has 4 exons. Gene Ontology annotation, cellular component: keratin filament. Gene Ontology annotation, biological process: apoptotic process. Bases 220 to 1749 code for a protein of 509 amino acids. Lineage: Eukaryota; Metazoa; Arthropoda; Insecta; Coleoptera; Curculionidae. The record is from RefSeq and is a predicted model, not a curated record.
GUUAUGUUGUUAUUGUCGGUGUUUAAUUGUUUUCAGUGACUUUAUUUCUUUUUUAUAAAGGUUUAUAGUUGAUGAAAUAUUUUUCAUCAUAAUAUACGGACUAGUGCUUUGAAUAGUGUCUUCGGUUCUCGAAUAUUUGGAACGAAGGCUCUGUUUGCUGUAAUUCAGAACAAAUCUGAGUUUUAUUGAAACAGUCCUGAAGUCACGACAGCUGCCAAGAUGAUGCUGAUGGGCGAUGGGCCCCCCAAAGAAAGGGGCCGUCAUAGGACCAAAGUCGAAAACGACAUUAUUAGCAGAAGGGAACGGGAUUUUCGCCAUCAACAAAUGUGGACCGGAGCUGUAGAUUACUACAAGCACUGGGGCAAAAUCAACACCAAAUUUGAGGAAUGGACUUCGCCUAGAUACUACGAGGAUAACAACAAAAUGCUCUGCGAUAUGAGGACGAAAAGGGACAAAGAGGAACUAUUAGAAAAACGAAGAACGCGCCUGAAGAAACUGUUAGAAGAAGAAGAGAAAUCUUACGAAGUCGAGCUCAUGGUGAAGAAGAAUCUCCAAGCUGUACAUAAACCGGGAAAAUCAAAAGAAGAAGAUAUCGAGGUCCUUAAAGAAAUCAGCAGUAGUUUUCGAACCAAAGAAGAAGAAAGGAAGAGACGGGAAGCUGAACUGAAGUUAUACCAUCAAUGGAGAAACAAUAAUCCCAUAGUAAGACAGUACGAAAGCAAGUAUAAGAUUGCCGAUAUGAAAUUGUCUUGGUUAGACCAACAAAUCGAGAAGAAAAUGCAAAAAGAAAAGGAAGAAAAUGAACGUAAACUAUUUAUAAAACAGCAAGAAGAACGGCUGAAGCAAGAACAGCUAAAAGAAGGAAAACGACAAGCUGAAAUCAAAGAGAAAAAGUCUCUACUUAGGGAAAAUUUAAAUAAACAAAUAGAAGACCUCAAAGAAAUGCAAAAACAGAGUGAAAGUCUAAAACAAAUAGAACUAGAAGAUAUACAACGUAAACAACAAAUAUUAAACUUAGAGGAAGAAACCAAAGAAGAAGAAAGGACCAGACUGGCUAAAGAAUGUGCCUUAUACAACGUAAAACAACACAAACUAAAAUUAAAACAAAAAGCUCUUCUAAUUCAAGAAUCUUUAGCUAAAGAGAAAGAUCUUAUUCUUAAAAUGAAACGCUUAGAAUUAGAAGAUCUUAUCCUAGACAAAAUCAAAAAGCAAGAAAUCAAAAAAGGCUUGCAGGAAUUCCUUGAAAUUGUUAGAGAGCAAGAAGAGUUAGAGCGAUGUAGGCAAAAGUAUCUAGAGUUUAUAUUUGAAUCUGAAGCCAAAUCGGUUUAUGAGAAACAGCUCGAAAUAUGGAACAAGGAAGAAUCUUGCCGUAGGUCGCUUAUGAAGGAAGUACUGGACACGGUUAAGGAACAAAUUAACUAUAAGCUCGAUCAAAAUAAACAGAAACAAGAAGAUAUUUUGAAAGAACGCGAAGAAAUGAUUCAGAAAAUUGAAGAGUACGAUAAGGAGAUGGAAAUGUUGAAAGAGGAAGAGCAGAAGGAUAAGCAAAGACAGAGAAAGAUAUUAGAAAAAGACAUAGCUUUACAAAAAGCAAAAAAGAAAGAGAGUGAGAAUUUAAAAUUGAAAGAGAUCGAUGAAGAAUUAGAAAGAGUCAGGAAAGAAGAAGAACGCUUACAGAAGGAGAUAAUGGCGAUGCAAAGAAAAAGAGGUCCACUAAGACCUCCUCCGAGGUCUAGGUUGUUUUAUUAGUUGUUAUUUAAGUUGAAUUGUAUUUGUAUUAUUUUUUUAUUUUGAUUAUGGUGCUGUACUAAUGCGUACUAACAAUAUUUGACUAUAAUUGUUUAUUUUUUUUACGAAUAAAACCUUAAUUUUAA